AUGGCAUCGAAGAUUAUUGGGCCCAUCCGCACCUUCCAGCCUCCUCGUUCGCCCCUGCUGGUGAAACCCUCGAGGCAAAGCCUGUCGACGGUUGCCUUGCGCGCAGCAAAGGACCAGAAGAACAACCGCACGUGUAGAGCUACCGAGUUCCGGUGUAACAGCGGCCGGUGCAUCCCGCGGCGAUGGAUGUGCGACUACCAAAAGGACUGCGAGGAGGGCGAGGACGAGCAGCAUGACUGUCCACCGCCUGAGUGUGAAGCAGAGCAGUUUGCGUGCGGAGAGUAUGUCUGGAAUCACACCUAUUGCAUCCCCACGCACCAGCGCUGCGACAAGGUUGACGAUUGCAAAGACAAGUCAGACGAGGAGGGAUGCUAUUACCGUACGUGCCUGCCCGAGGACCACACGUGCGGGUCGGGGCUCUGCAUUCCGCCCACCAAGAAAUGUGACGGCUAUUUCGACUGCCGCGAUGAGUCGGAUGAAAAGGGUUGCAACAAGACAUCAUGCGCGAAGGACAAGUUUCGCUGCAAUGACAAAUGUAUAGAAAAGAGUCAGAAAUGUGAUCACAACAACGACUGCGGGGAUAACUCGGAUGAGGAGGACUGUGAUUAUCCGCCGUGCCACGAGGACCAGUUUCGCUGCGCCAACGCGCUCUGCAUUCCGCGCCGGUGGCACUGCGACGGGCAUAGCGACUGCCCCGACUCCUCAGAUGAGGCCAGAAACUGCAAAAUCUGCAAUCGCGUGUCCAGACUCGAAAAUUCCUUCUGCGCGAUAGGAAAACCGUUGGCAUCGAAAGUUCCAAGUUGUGUGAUACACAUCGAGACUAUGGAAAUGAUGUAG
Molecule: messenger RNA, 837 nt
Organism: Penaeus vannamei (Pacific white shrimp)
Lineage: Eukaryota; Metazoa; Arthropoda; Malacostraca; Decapoda; Penaeidae
Source: RefSeq, a predicted model, not a curated record